Aspergillus nidulans FGSC A4 is the source of this 579-nucleotide messenger RNA. RefSeq lists its product as uncharacterized. The record is from RefSeq and is a predicted model, not a curated record. The coding region runs from base 1 to 579 and encodes 192 amino acids. The transcript has 3 exons. NCBI's taxonomy places the organism in Eukaryota, Fungi, Ascomycota, Eurotiomycetes, Eurotiales, Aspergillaceae.
AUGAGCACUGCAGAGCAGGCCGUCUGGGCUCAUGUUGCAGCGGUAGUGCUCGGCUCCAAUGCCCACGAGACUCUUAUGACGAAGGAUCUUCUGGGCCAGACAAGAUGGCAAGAAGGUCGAUACACCAAUGCUAAAACGCUACACCAAGAGGCCGUCGACGGGCUAAUAAGGCUCAAGGGGAUAGACAACGAAGAUACCCUAACGGCCACGGGCAAUCUCGGUCGUACCAAGGCCAAAUUCUACGAGAACCUCGAUGAAGCAAAGUCACUACUCAAGCGAGCAUCACACGGCAUGAGCAAGGUACUCGGGACAACGCAUGUGAAGACUUUGAUCGUGCAAGAGGACCUCGCCCUGCUUGCGGCGCAGAUGGAAGAAGAGCUAUGUGAGCCAUUGGAGACGGUGCAACAAGUGCUCGACAUUCGAACGAAAAAGCUUCCGGGAAGACUUAAUGAGAGCAUUCAAUACUGCGACGAGGCUAUUAAGGGUUUGCAAAAGAUCAAUGCGACGCAGCAUCCGCUAGAGAGAGAACUGAGGGCCCAGAAAGAAGAGAUGGUUGCGAUGAGAGAACAGGAAGGCUGA